UUUAUAGCUAGAUUAUUGUCAUUUUUAUAUCCGAUUGUAAAGGCUGGUUUAGGUUUUAAUCAGUCAAGCUCUUUGACGGGUUGUUGUACGAUCUCCUCUUCGAACCUGCGCUAGAAAUUAUCGCUGGUGCCAUAUUAGUUUGGCUAAACGAGCAGAGUUUAGUUUCAUUCAAACGAGGCAAUUACUAUCACGUGUGAAUCAAGAAACUUCUUGAUUCAUACAAAAAGAAUAAUAUAUUCUGCCGAAAUUUCUGAGCAUAUUGAGUGAGAAAAGUAACUACUUAAAAAGUGAGUUUAGCAACUUCUUGGUUGAUUUUUCUCAAAUCAAAAAGAUAGAGAACUGGACUCUUUUGGAGGAGUUUGAUUGGUCUCUCAGAACGUUCUGACGCCAGUAUAUUGUCUGCCAUAAAUCAAUUAUUUUGUAACACUUAGUAUUGUAUCCAUAUUGAUGUGAUUCUAGUUCUUUUUUUAUAUGGGAAUCUAUUUUAUGAGAUUUGCAUGUUUCCGCUUGUAAAUAAUUUUCUUAAAUUAUUGAUGUGUGUUGUAUGAAUUGAGCAAUUUGGUGGUCCAAGAACAGAGAAGAACAGUUUGGUAAUCAUUGUGGAUAACUUUUUACAAAGUAACAUUUCUAUGUUGUUUGACUUUUUUUAUGGAUAAAGGUAAAUUAGCGGAGUUUUUUACUGUCUCAGUUUUUUGAACUAACAAAACUGACAUAUCUAAGAGCACCCACAAUGGGGGAUGAAGAGAAAUCCUUAGCUCUUACUCCUAGGUUAUUACUAAUAUAAUAAUAAUAUAAAUACUUAAUUAACUAAGGAUUGGUCCAUGAAUAAGGAUUUUAAGGACCAAAUCCUUAUAGAGGUGGUGGCUUGGCAUUGGGUGGGGAAAGUAUUGUGUUUUGUUUGGAAAGAAAAACAUUUUAUUUCGACUCAACACGAGAAAAAAAAAUUUGCUCUCAGCCACAAAGAGGCGAUUGUGCUCUUGUUGAUUUCUCUUGGCGACAAAUCCGACAAAGGCGAGAAAAAAAAUUGUUCGUUUAUACGAACUUGGAGUUUCGUUUUCUCAAAUUCUAUUCUUAUUUGGUAUAAUAGUUGGUGAGAAUUUGAUUGGAUCCUCUUCUGUGAAUUAGAUGUUCUUGUUUGUGUCUGCAAUUCUAUAAAUUUUCGUGGAGGUUUGAACUUUAGUUGUAUGUCUGCUGUUAAGUUUCUUCUUUUGAUUGUCUAAGGACGUUGUUUUAGAUACAAUUUAAUCGGUUUAGUUUUAAAAGUUUUGUUUUUUUUAUUGCUUCUUUAGCAUAUUUUUCAAUGAAGCUUUUGUUUGCUAAUGUUAGAUAUCGAAUGCUGAUAAGUGAAUAUCCUCACUAGUUUGAUUUUCUGGAGAGAAAGUUUGGUUCUUUUUUGCUUUUAUACAAAUCCACACUGUCUAUGAAUCAUCUUGUUGCAUUCCCUUUAAUAUGUGGUUGUUUUAGAGUCAAUUUAAUCGGUUUUGUUUAAACGUUUUGGUUUUCUAUUUCUUCUUUAGCAUAGUUUUCAAUGAAGCUUGUGUUUAAUGUUUGGUUUCCUGGAGAAAAUUUGGUUCUUUUUUUUUUCUUAAAUCAAAUUGCACUGUCUAUAAAAUCUGCUCGACAGUUCUCAAAGUUUGUAUCUUUAGCCCUUAUCUUGACUCAUUCUCUUUUGUUUUUGGCACUUCCAAUCACUUUCUUGUAUUCCUUUUGAUGUGUUUGUACUAUAAAGGUGUUAGUUUCCAUUCCCUGCGAUGGUAGAUAAAGGUCCAGUCAUCAGCCUCUGUCGUUCCCUGCUUCGGGCAGGGCAUCAGUACCCUGACUACAACAUCAGGGAGUACGCUAAGCGAAGGACCUUGGAGGGGUUCCGCAUGAACAAGAAUCUCACUGAUCAUUCUAAGGUGGAAGAGGCUUAUGCUGAAGGUAAGAAGCAGCUGGAGGUUGUAGAGAGGGUGGUGAAGGUUUACUUGGCAUAUCCUCCCAGGACCAAGAACAUCAUGGAACUCAAGCUUCAGUAGUGGAUAUGUAUGUUUGUCACUUUUAAUACACUCAAAGCUAUUUGCUAUGGUUAUUGGUCAUGUUUCUUAGUUCUUUCCCAACUAUGAGACAUUUGCUUUGUGUGAUUCUCAUGUAAUCUUUGUGGCAUCAGACCUUUAUUAAGUGAAGAGAUUAAUCUUGUAUUAGAGCGAAGAGAUAAAGAGUCCUUUUUGCUGAUUGUUCUUAAUAAUAAAAUCUCACACAGUUCUGCAGUUGUUUGCAUUGAAAUGUUCCCAGCUUUUCUGUAGUUUAUGUCUAUCUUUAACACUGAUGAUGUUAGGUUAUAAAUCUCUGGAUUCAAAUACAUUCUUGAUCUCUUGUCAGAAUUUUUGGGAGAAGAAUAUUAUGUAAAGAACAACAGCAAUAUUGUUGCUUGUGUUGGUUUUCCAUAAUAAGAACGGUUUUGAGUUUUAAGCAACAAGAUCACCGAAGAUCAAAACAAAAGAGAGUAUGUAAUGAACAUAUAUAACUCUUGUUCAUAUACAUGAACAAUUGAAAAAUAAUUUAAUUGAAAACAUUUGGAACAAAUUUGGUGAUGAAGAUUAAUAAUUAUUGUAUUUUAAUAUUUAAUUAUGUAAUAAAUAAAAAUUAAAUUUUACUUUAAAAGAAAAAAUAUUUUUUAUUUUUAAGGACUCCUAAUCAGGGAUCAUCAUUGGACAGACCAUUUUUAUUAGAGUCCUUAACUAUUCAAAAAAAUAUAUAUAUACUAAAAUAAUGGUAAGGACUCCAAGAAGGAGUCCACCAUUACAUAUGCUCUAAGAGCUCUUUAAUAGUUUGUUUGUGUGACUAUUGGGUAUCGGUUUUUUUUUUCUUUUGUGUGGUCAAAUUGGGUAUCGGUUUCUCCGUCAUUUAUUUAGAAUUAUGUUUCCCUCUUUUUUUAUGAACAACCGAAUUAUGGUUCCCUCAUUCCAACUUUUUCGAAAUUUUAGAAGUUGUGUGCAUACAUUUAGAUGAUAAAAAGAUAUAAGUGGACGAAGACACUGAAAUUAAGACCGAAUAGUCUUAACAAUAAUUCAAAAUACAAAGAUAUAAAUUUGUUUCGCUUGGUCACCAUACAUAUACACAUCUCAAGUCAAGGGUGACUUUUAUUUCUUUGUCACACUCAAGAGACUGACACCUACGGGAGCUUGGAUCAUCAAUCCUUACGUACGCCAAUACGUCAGCGUCUCCAUUUCAUAAUUAUUUAGAUUUAUGAGUGAUUUUGUAAAAAAAAAAGUAAUUUUGUAACAAAGAAACAAACAAAACAAACAAAAAGUAGUAGAGUUGUUAUUAUCAUCAACUCUUCCACUAAGCUAUAAUAAUCCUCCGAAUCUUCCACGAACAUCCAAAGAUAGAUUUGCUCUCCAAGCAAGCUAUCAUUUGCUCUCCAAGCAAGUUGAUAAGCCGAUAAUAUAGUUUUCCUUGCAUAAGUGGCAACUAGAUUUAAACUUCGACCUGCCCCCCUUUAUCUUUUUUUGUUUUUUUAACGUGUGCUCAUUGCAUUUGUUUUUUUAUGAUUAUUGUAAUAAUAUGCAGAUUUAAUGGGCCAACAAAACAAACUAUAAAAUAAAGAUAUCAAAUGAUUCGCCAAGAUAAACACCAUUUUUGCAAUAAAAUACUAUUAUAAGAUGUCUGAUUCUGCUGAUAAAAAAAAAGGGUGUCUGAUUGUUUUCGCAAAUAAAAUAUUUACUAGCUUAUUUGCUUUGUGGUUAAACACCUCUUCAGUUGUAUGAUUCGCUUUAGAUAUCAUAUUUUAUACGACGAGCAUAUGGCACUAUAACUUAAUUAAAAAACAUGUAAAAUACCAGCAGAUAAUUAAAUCUAAUGAAACUGAAAAAGAUUGAAGAAAUAGUUUUAUCAUUGACGGAUGAUAUUACAAUGCCAAUGUUAGGAUUCUUACAAAUCUCUCAUUUUAUCCAGAGUAUAUAUUAUAUGUACAAAAUUCUACAAAAAUAAAUUAAUUUUAAUUUAACAAACGAAA
Messenger RNA from Brassica rapa (field mustard), 3994 nucleotides. Its product is annotated as LYR motif-containing protein 4. Gene Ontology annotation, biological process: iron-sulfur cluster assembly. The record is from RefSeq and is a predicted model, not a curated record. Lineage: Eukaryota; Viridiplantae; Streptophyta; Magnoliopsida; Brassicales; Brassicaceae.